This is a messenger RNA of Effrenium voratum, 622 nucleotides long. The record is from the annotation of a GenBank genome assembly. Lineage: Eukaryota; Dinophyceae; Suessiales; Symbiodiniaceae.
CAGCUGCUCGCACAAGCUCAAAAGCUCGGCAAGCGUCCACAGAAGGGCGCCACAGCAUCGCAGCCACACUGGAAAGCAACUUCCUUGACCGGUUUGGUUUUCGUGGUCGCAAUGGCUCGGCGGCGAGUUCUGACCUGGCUGGCUUCGGCAUUCCUUAUAGGCCAAGCCUUCACUGGCAGCCUGGGCCGAAUCCGAGCACGUGCGGUGCAAGCACAUGCGGAGCCCGAGCCGCGCGGCACUAGGGCCAUAGUGCAGCGGGCCUGGGGCCAAACUGGGGGAGCCAAACAGGUUGUACAUGUUGAACACCAUCGCGUUUCUGCAUUGCCCCAGACAUCUCACGAUAGACCAGCCAAGGUCCAAAAUCACGAAAGUGGAGAUAUGUAUCCACAGAGAUUGCAAGCGCCGGGGUGGAGGACAAAAGCUCAAAUCAGUUUUUGAGGAGCUGGCAGAUGGAACCGGCAUUGAGGUUGGGGAGUACGAUUGCUUCGACGAAUGCCCCUUCGGACCAAAUGUCAGGACGCUUGAAGGCCCGGAUGACCAGUUUGGCCGAGUUCUGAACGGCGUGAAGGGCAAGGCUCAAAUCGCAAAGAUACUUGGAGUGGAGCCGCCGGAGGAACCCUGA